This is a messenger RNA of Ilex paraguariensis (yerba mate), 1044 nucleotides long. NCBI's taxonomy places the organism in Eukaryota, Viridiplantae, Streptophyta, Magnoliopsida, Aquifoliales, Aquifoliaceae. The record is from the annotation of a GenBank genome assembly.
AUGGCUGAUUGCUCUCACAGUGAGGAGCUACAAAGACGGCUAGAGCAGUUCCAAAGUCAAUCCAGACUUGUUGUUAGCCUUAUGAAUGAGAUAGAUUACAAGAAUGGAAAACUGAUACAUAUGGAGUGCAAGAUGGACGAGAAGGAUAUGCUGAUCAAAGCAUAUAGUGAAGUUUUCCCAGGAGUGAAAGAGAUUCAAAGCAUCAAGCGAGAGAAUGAAAAGCUGAAGAAUGAAAUGGAAUCUCAGAGAACAGAAUCUGAGUUGCAAGUUAAAGUAUUGGGGGAGCGAUUGGGAGAGUCGCAAUGCAUCAAACAAGAAAAUGAAAAAAUGAAGAAUGAUACAGGAUUUCAAAAGACGGAGUUUGAGCCUGCAGUCAAAGAAUUGGAUCACAUGUCUAAGUAUGAUCUGGAUCAGAAACAACUAAUGGCUGAGAAGGAUGAAUGGAAGGAAAAGCUGAAAGAUCUACAAUACGAAAUUGAUCACAUGAAGAACGACUAUCAGACUCUGAUGCUAAAAGAGCGCAUAAGUAAUGAUGAGCUACAAGAUGCUCGCAAAGCAGCCAUAGAAGUAAGAAUUUACCUAUCCCCUUUAUUACUUUGGUUGUAUAUGCUGAACAAUCGCACAGUGCUUGGGAUUAAAAGAAUGGGGCAGGUUAAUUGGAAACCUUUUUGGGAUAUUUGCUCGCAAAAGUACUCUGGUGGAGACUGGGAGGAUCAAUCUGCUAAACUUUGUUCAUUGUGGGAAGAAAAUGUUAGGAAUCCACACUGGCAACCUUUUAAGAAAGUCAAAAUCAAUGGAAGACUGCAAGAGAUAGUAGAUGAAGAUGAUGAUAAACUGAGAGACUUAAGAGUCGAAGGGGGUGAGGACGUAUGCAAGGCUGUGACGGAUGCAUUGUUGGAACUAAACGAGUACAAUCCAAGUGGAAGGUAUCCAGUACCUGAAAUUUGGAAUUUAAAGAAGGGAAGGAAAGCCAGUCUGAAAGAGAUCAUUGAGUACAUAAUCAAGCAAUGGAAGACACAUAAGCGCAAAAGGAUGAGGAUCUAA